Molecule: messenger RNA, 3011 nt
Organism: Cercocebus atys (sooty mangabey)
Lineage: Eukaryota; Metazoa; Chordata; Mammalia; Primates; Cercopithecidae
Gene: KLHL33
Product: kelch-like family member 33
Exons: 6
Coding region: 237-2633 (798 amino acids)
Molecular function (GO): protein binding
Source: RefSeq, a predicted model, not a curated record
AUUGUGUUGUUCAGGACCAAUAUAGAUUUGGUGCUGGAUAAAUUCUUGUUGGAGGCUACUGCUGUGGAACGAAGAAUGAGCCUCUUGCUAAGAUCUCAACUAGCCUGGAAGAUAUUAGGGGCUGAAACAAAGCAGGAAAGGACACAGAACAGAGUGGCACUCAAGAUUCCAGCAGAUGUCAGAGGGCUACAGGCAGACACCACGUUUAUGGCCUGAGCUAUCCAGCAAACCUCGGCAUGAGCGUCUUGGACACCCCCCAUCAUUCCCCUGAGCUGGAGAGUGGCUCUCAUCCCGUCCAGAAGGACUGCCUUGGACUCCCUGUGCACGCCCAGAGAACCCCCUCCUGGCCUCCUUCCCCCGACGACGAGGACCCCAGUUUGCCUUCCUUUCCUCAGGAAGAGCCUGGCUCCAGGCCCCUGGUCCCAGGGAACCUUCCCUUUCCAGCCUUGUCCCUAGAGGAAGAAGAGGAAGAGGAAGAAGAUGAAGAUGCGGCAGAGCCGGAGUGGCUGCGCAGCGAGGAGCAUCCGAGCCAGUUUUUCGCUGAGGCCCAGCGGCUGCGGGAGCAGAGAUUGUUGCUGGACGAAGAGGUGUCAGUCGCGGGGCGGGUAUACGGGGUGCAUCGGGUGAUCCUGGCCGCCAUCAGCAGCCUCUUCCGAGACAGGCUGCUGGGCGACGGAGGUCCGCGGCCCCCCUUCAGCCUCGAGGUGUCCCCAGGGGGCUGGGAGGCUGUGCUGACCUUUGCCUAUGAGGGGGUGCUGGGCCCCGCCCCGCAGGGAGAUGUGCUGGCCGCAGCCGAGGCGCUGGGAGCGCCCCGGGUGAAGGCUGCUGCCCAGCGGACAUGCGAGAGGGCUGGAAAUGCCGGGGAAUGUGUAAAGAAGCCCAGCCAGGCAGAGGAGCUGAGGGAGAACCUGCGCGGAAUCGAGCUCCUCUACCGAGAGGGCGUCGGGUGUGACUUGAAGCUGGAGGCAGGCGGCUGCCAGCUGCGGGUGCACCGAGCCGCCCUGGCUUGUGGCAGUGAGUUCUUUGGGGCCAUGCUCCUGAGCGGAAUGAGGGAAUCCCAGGGCACAGAGGUAUCUCUGAGGACCAUCUCCACCCAGGACCUGCGACUUCUCGUCUCUUUUGCUUACUCUGGAGUUGUGCGGGCAAGGUGGCCAGGACUACUGAGAGCUGCCCAGGCUGCUUUGCAGUACCAGAGCUCUUCCUGUCUGGAUUUGUGUCAGAAAGGCUUGGCACGGGGCCUCAGCCCUGCCCGUUGCCUGGCCCUGUUCCCCAUGGCUGAAGCCCCUGGGUUGGAGAGGCUCUGGAGCAAAGCCCGUCACUACCUCCUCACCCACCUGCCUGCUGUAGCCUUGUGUCCUGUUUUCCCUUCUUUACCAGCUGCCUGCUUGGCUGAGCUCCUGGAUAGUGAUGAGCUCCAUGUGCAGGAGGAGUUUGAGGCCUUUGUGGCUGCACGGUGUUGGCUAGCUGCCAACCCUGAGACCCAGGAGUCAGAGGCCAAGGCCCUGCUGCAAUGCGUCCGCUUUGGCCGCAUGUCCACCAGGGAGUUGCGGAGGGUGCGGGCAGCCGGGCUACCUCCACCCCUGACCCGGGAUCUGUUGCACCAGCUGAUGGUAGAGGCUGAUGUUCCAGGCCAAGAGAGACGGAGGGAGCCUGACCGGGCACUGGUAGUGAUUGGCGGGGAUGGGCUCAGACCAGACAUGGCCCUAAGACAACCAUCCCAAGCAGUGUGGUGGGUCCGGGCCUUCCGCUGUGGUGUGGGACUGGUACGAACUGUUGAGUGGGGGCAGUUGCCUGCCCUGCCUGCCCCAGGACGCUUCCGGCAUGGGGCUGCGAGCCUGGCAGGAAGUGAACUCUAUGUGUGUGGGGGACAAGAUUUCUACAGUCACUCCAACACCCUGGCUUCAACUCUCAGGUGGGAGCCCAGUCAAGAGGGCUGGGAGGAGAUGGCUCCUUUGUCCCAGGCUCGAAGCCUUUUCCCGUUGGUGGCACUGGAUGGACAACUUUAUGCCCUGGGUGGAAGACACAAUGGUGUUGCCCUGGACUCUGUGGAGGCCUACAACCCUGAGCUCGACGUCUGGAGGCCAGCACCUGCACUUCCAGCACCGUGUUUUGCCCACGCAGCUGCGAUUUUGGAGGGCCAAUUGUAUGUGAGCGGUGGCUGUGGUGGGACUGGCCAAUACCUGGCCUCAUUCCUGCACUAUGACCCCAAACUUGAGAAGCCAGGGACAUUUCUGCGCCCUAUGGGGGUACCUCGGGCUGGCCAUGUCAUGGCUGCAUUGGGUGGGCGGGUGUAUGUGGCAGGUGGGCUGGGUGAGACUGGGGACCUGCUAAGCUUUGAGGCCUAUGAACUAAGGACUGAUAGCUGGACUCACCUGGCACCCCUACCCUCCCCCCAUGUGGGAGCUGCAGGUGCUGUGCUGCAGGGGGAGCUACUGGUGCUGGGGGGCUACAGUCACCGUACUUACGCACUCUCCCACCUUAUCCAUGCCUACUGUCCUGGCCUGGGCCGAUGGCUUUGCCUGGGAACUCUGCCAAGGCCUCGGGCUGAGAUGCCUGCCUGCAUCCUGACACUGCCCACUGUGCAGCACAUAGCUGUGGUUCCCACCCCACACCAAACCAAACCUGCUGGGUGAAGAGGGAGCAACAGUGUAUGGGGAGAGGAAGGCAUAAGAAAUAGCCUGAGAGAAGGACAGAGAUUGUGGGGAGAGAAAAGAGAAGGCUUUAUUCCUUGAUAGUAUUUUAUUCUCACACUGUGCAUUGUAAACUGCUUUUGUACGUAUGAUCUCCAUUGAGGAAAUGGUGGUUCCAGAACUCCCGGGGAACACAUAUAGGGGAAGGCGAGAAAGCUGAAUAGCCAGGUAAGGAAAGGAGACUUGGGAGCAACUCCACAAGGCUUAGGGAUUCUUAGGGAAAGUGCAUCUGGUUUGAAAGAGAGUUAAGAAGCUUCAGUAGGCUCAUGCCUGUAAUCCCAGCACUUUGGGAGGCCGAGGCGGGCGGAUCACAAGGUCAGG